This is a messenger RNA of Brugia malayi, 738 nucleotides long. RefSeq lists its product as uncharacterized. The record is from RefSeq and is a predicted model, not a curated record. The transcript is spliced from 7 exons. Bases 1 to 738 code for a protein of 245 amino acids. Lineage: Eukaryota; Metazoa; Nematoda; Chromadorea; Rhabditida; Onchocercidae.
AUGACACUGGACGAUGAUGAUCAGACGAAUUGGAAUAAAGAAAAUAUUCCGAUCAAUGAAGACAAAGCAACAUGUUGGCAAAUUUCACAAAAUGUAAUGCAGGAAAUAAAUCAAGAAGUUACUCGACAAGUCCUCGCCGAACUUACAAUAAAAAAUUCGGAUGAAAGCGAUGAAAAUGAUGGAGAAGACAAUGAUCAGCAAAGUUCAGACAUUCAUCAAUCAUCCUUUCCAGCCCGGCGAAGCGAUUAUUUCUCUGAUUUUCAAGAUAACGAAUCAAAUGCUAAUGGAUCUAAACAAGAACAGACUAAAAUAGUUGGUCAAUACGAAUGUUCUGCUGACGAUACAUUAAGUAAAGACUUCCAUUCCAUUAAAUCUGGUGAAGAAAUGGAGAAAUCAUUUUGCUCCGGUGAAGACUCUACAUUCUCUGGAAAGAUGCUGCCGCAAUAUGCUCAAUCAAAACGGAAACCGCUACAACAAUACAGAAGAACUGAAUGCAGAAGCAUCGAGUUUUUUGAAGAAAGAGAACGAAUAGCAAUAAGUAAAGGUAGCGACAAUGAAAGACGGAGUUGUGAAGGUCUCGAUGAGUUCAUUACACCCCCAUUAUAUACUAUUCCAGGAAUUGAAUUAGAAUGUAAACUGGAACAAUGUGAUCCGAAAACUUUAUCUAAAAUCAUACUACCGAAAAUGCAGGCUCAAAACGAGCAAUUUUGUGGUAAAGUCGACUUCAGUAACGACUGA